This is a messenger RNA of Candidula unifasciata, 326 nucleotides long. The record is from the annotation of a GenBank genome assembly. NCBI's taxonomy places the organism in Eukaryota, Metazoa, Mollusca, Gastropoda, Stylommatophora, Geomitridae.
GUAGACCCCCCAAGAACCAAGGAAAGAAGAAGAAGAAGCGGAUAGCAGACUCCAGCAGUGAGGAUGAAGAUGAUAACAAGAAUAGUGAUGAUGAAGAGGAUGAUCUGUUGGACAGUGAUUCUGAUGACAGUGAGUCCUGGGAGCUUCCUGACGGAGUCCAGUACUAUGAUAAUGAGUGCAACGCCAAGAAGUGCCUUAAUCCAGAGGGGAAGCAGGUUGACUGGGUGAUGUGUGAUGACUGUGAGCAGUGGUAUCACGUGGUCUGUGUCAAGUGCCCUAUGGAGGUUGUGCUGAACGACGAUGCCCAGUUCCACUGUGGAUGCUGA